Messenger RNA from Tuber melanosporum (Perigord truffle), 2444 nucleotides. RefSeq lists its product as uncharacterized. The record is from RefSeq and is a predicted model, not a curated record. The transcript is spliced from 4 exons. Bases 133 to 2250 code for a protein of 705 amino acids. Lineage: Eukaryota; Fungi; Ascomycota; Pezizomycetes; Pezizales; Tuberaceae. Gene Ontology annotation, molecular function: prenylcysteine oxidase activity. Gene Ontology annotation, biological process: prenylated protein catabolic process; prenylcysteine catabolic process.
CUCUUGAGGGGGGAAAAAGCGCAAUUCACCUUUCCUCUCUCUCUCUCCUUGCGCUAAAGAGUCAUCAUAUCAAAAGAGCGUUUCUCUUUUUGUUUUUGCAACCACGAUAAGAUAAUCGAGUUACAAAGCAUCAUGGAGACUGGCGAAAAGUCCCCCCUGCUCCCGAAUACACGGCGAGUGCAGGAAAGGGAAAAUAUCUAUAUGCCUCAUCACCGACGCCCUCCCCCUCGUGAGCGGGGGUGUUUCAGCACCUGGGUUGGAAAGGCCGUCUUUGCAUUUUUCUGCUUUGUGGUCGCUCUCUGUUUUUAUUUUCCCUGGGGAAAAUUGCAUAGAGUACCACCAAUUCUAUACACGCACAAGAUCGGUGUGAUAGGUGCUGGGCCGGCGGGCUUAUCGGCAGCGUACUAUGUCUACCGGUAUGCCCAGGAACGCGGUAUCCCCGUUGAGGUAAAGAUAUAUGAGAAGGCCCGAGUGGGCGGACGAGCGGCGGGGGUCGUCGAGAUCGGCGGGGUAGCGUAUGACAUUGAAGAUGUGGGCUUCCAUACUGUUGACCGGACGAUGGUGGAUCUUAUGCAGGAGUUGGGGGGAUGCGAUCUGGGGAUCUGGCAUGUGGAGACCGGAUUGGGAUUGAACCAUGGGAGGUUUAAAGUCUACGACGGCGAAUCCACAGUCUAUGCGCAGACACCACCCGGGAGCUCCUUGGCGUCCUGGUGGCACUCCUUCAAGCUCUAUCUAAGAUACGGUCGUUCCCCGCGCACUCUCAGCGAUCUCUACACAAGUGCCGUCAAGGCCUUCUCAAAGACAUACACCGAAGGCCCCAUCAUCGCCACGGAUUUCAACCCCAUCCAGGACCUCAUCCAGCGGCUCAACCUGGAAAUGGAAACGACAACCCCAGCGUCGGUAUACUUGCACCAGAAGCAUGUAUCGGAAUCCUUCUCCCGCGACCUCGUGAAUGCCUGGUCUCGCGCCGCCACGGGACAGAACCUGGGCAGUGUGAACGCAUUCACCGCGCUGCGGAGCUCAUACACGGGCACCAUCGAAACGCCUGUCGGCGAAGGGACCGGAGCGCUCUUCAAUUGCCUACUAGGAGCCUCCAGGGCGGAACACAUCCCUCAGGAAGUUACCCGUGUGCGUAGGAACGCGCUAAGCCUGGAAGGGGAGUGGAAAAUUACUUCCACCCCGCAAAUCCCCCUCAAGUCCGAGGCCGAGGUCGAGGACGAUGUGAAGUUGGGCACUGGCUUUGACCACGUAAUCCUCGCUGCACCAUUCUAUUUUUCGCAUGUACACUUCGAUGAGGAGCAGCUCGACGCUGUCCCGCACGUAAUGAAUUACACGACGCUGCACGCCACAUUCUUUACCAUCAACUCGAAGGAAAAGGUAGGUGGCUCUUGUGACAACAUUUUGACAACACUCCAGCCAGGACACUUUGAAAGGGGCCAGCUCAGGCCCAGCCCCGAGGACGGCGGAAGUGCAGGCGUCUACUCUAUACGCUUAUGGCGUAUGAUAGAGUUAGAUGGUGCAUUAGUAGACGUGUACAAAGCCCUCUCGCCAGCACAAAUAGACAAGGACGGCAUAAUGCACGUGUUGAACGCCGUGGGCUGUAAACACCCUGUUGAAAUCCUGGCGCAAGUCGAGAUCAAAAAUGCCUACCCAAUCCACCACCCCCGGACCGCAUUCUCCCACAUCAAGCUCAGUAAAGGCCUCUGGUACACAGGUGGUGGUGAGGAAGUAGGUAGUACCUUGGAAUUAAGCGUGCUAAUGGGAAAGAUGGUGGCUGGAGGGCUUGUGCGGGGGCUCAAGAACCAUGAACUCCCACCCAAAGCGCGACAAGAGGAGGGAGUAGAAGAGCUGGUAAUGGAGGGGGACUGGGAUAGGGACGACGACGAUGAAGGGAAACGUCCCGGAAGGCCAGAGAGACCAGAGAGACCGGGGAGACCGGAGAGACCAGGGAGACCAGGGAGGCCGGGGAGACCAGAACGCCCGCAGAGGCCGGAGAGACCCGAAUUCCUGUCCGGUGAUGACUUGUUGGAGCGCCCUGAAAACCCAAAGACAUUGGGGGGCGGGGUAGGGGAGGUGGAGGAGGGGGGUGGCGGAGACGGUGCUCCUCCCAAGAAACCGGGACACCCUGAUUGGCCCGAAAGACCCGGGCGGCCGGAACGUCCUGGGCGCCCCGAGAGGCCGGAGAGGCCGGGCAGACCUGGGGAUGAUCCAAAGCGUCUCAGUGACGGGGGAAGAGCGAGGAGGUUUUGAGAAUGAUAUUAUGAUUUGUUUGUUGGGUUGACGAAUUUUUUUUAUUUUAAUUUUUUCUUCCAAAACAGUGUCAUGAUUUCCUAUGUUAAGGAUUCAAAAUUGCUAGGUUAUUGAGGUUAUUGGCUGUUGGCUUAUGGGUUUUGGGAAUGGUUGAGGAUUUUAGGCUUGGUUUGGCUAAUUUUAUUGGUUUUACU